AUGUCCGCCAUCAACGAGAUCCAGCAGAAGCUCAUGACGCAGCUGGACAUGAAGCUGGAGGAUUUGAAGCCCGAGCAGGUGGCAAGGCUGGUGGCCGCCGAGGUGUUGACGGAGAGGGAAGCGGCUUUGGUGCAGAUCAGGCUGGAGACCGCCAAGCCCAUGCAGGCGCCGGAGUUUCGGGAGGUGACGGACCAUGGAUACGCCCCCACCCUGCUGCAGCAAAGCUUCUCCGGCACCGCGCCCGUGCUGCAGACGGGGAAGGACACCAAUGCAGGCGUCAUGAAGCUGGGGCAGGUGGAUUGGCAGCAGGUCUUCGCGAACUGCAACCUGACCUACGGGAGGAUCACCAGCAGUAGCGCCUUCGGCUGCUCGUCGAAGCCACUCUUCAAGGAGCCGACCGGUGCCACCAUCAAGCAGGGCUUCCGCGCUGCGCAGGUCAGUGAGCAGGAGCUUGCCGUGGUGCUCUUCAGCGACAAGUUCAAGGCGCACUCAGAGCUCUGCAGCGCGCAAGCCUACCAGGAGGUGUGCACACCCCUUGCAGCAGCUGCUGCAGAGUACAAGUCCGCCAGUCACCAGGAACAGCGAGAAGUGGGCACCCAGUACUCUGUCGUCCACAAGUAUCAGGUGCCAGCGGGAAGCUUCAAGAUCGACACAGAGCACCUCGAGCUAAAUCCCGGCUUCGUGAAGAGCGUGGAGGAAGCCCUGAGCGCUGCAGGAAACUGCUUGCCGGAGGAGUUGAGCAAGUUCUUCGAGGACCGCAUCUUCAGCACCUACGGGGACGUCUACCCCACUGAGGUGAUGAUCGGGGUGGCCGCCUUCUCCACCGAGGUCAAGAACGUCACCAAGCAGGAGAGCAAGAAGCAGGCAACGGACUCCGCGCACGUGGCGGCCGGCGGCAUUGGCCAGGGCGUUGCGGGCAAGGGGGACGUGGCGGCCGGCACCGAAAUGGCCAGCGCGGAGGGGGCCCAUGCCGUGAACGAGAGCCGAAGCUGGACCAGCAUCGGGGCAGCCAUCAGCGACGGCAAGAACCCCCGGUCCAUCACCUCGAGCAGGGAAGACUCAAGCGCAUGGCGCUGCAUCCAGUAUGAGAAAGUGGCAAGUGUCUUCGACUUCCUCCCCAAGAACCUUCUGGCUCGCGUCCGGGAGUUGGAGCAGAAGCUGGAGUCUCAGAAGAAGCAACUCCCAGCGCUGCCCCCCAGCGAAGAUCUGGAGCGGCGCAGGCUGGCGGUGGCGGCAGUGAUCAAGGGCCUUCAGCGCUUGGACCGCUGGCAGCACACGAUGUAUCAGAGGAACGAGGCGCAGCGGCUUCUGGCGGAGGUGCAAAUCCGCCAGAAGCGCCUUGAGACCGGGGAGAGCCUGCUGGACGACGCCGAGCACAAGCAGAUCAAGUGGCUCGUGGGCCUCUACUCUGGUUUCAUUUGGAACGUUGACGACAACAAGACCAGUGCUGCGGCCCAGCGCUCGGCGGACGUCCUGGCAAAUGGGCGCUAG
Effrenium voratum is the source of this 1491-nucleotide messenger RNA. NCBI's taxonomy places the organism in Eukaryota, Dinophyceae, Suessiales, Symbiodiniaceae. The record is from the annotation of a GenBank genome assembly.